Molecule: messenger RNA, 1062 nt
Organism: Lodderomyces orthopsilosis Co 90-125
Lineage: Eukaryota; Fungi; Ascomycota; Pichiomycetes; Serinales; Debaryomycetaceae
Gene: GCN4
Product: amino acid starvation-responsive transcription factor
Exons: 1
Coding region: 1-1062 (353 amino acids)
Biological process (GO): positive regulation of cellular response to amino acid starvation
Cellular component (GO): transcription regulator complex
Molecular function (GO): RNA polymerase II cis-regulatory region sequence-specific DNA binding; DNA-binding transcription factor activity, RNA polymerase II-specific
Source: RefSeq, a predicted model, not a curated record
AUGUCUGCUGCUACUACUACUACACCUGUUGAUUUCGAAGAUUCAUUGUUUGAAUCUCACGAAAUGAUCAAUGAAAAGAUGAUUGAGCCAAGAAAGAAUGUUACUCCAGCUACUGCUGCUGCUACUGCUACUGCUACUGCUGCUGUUUCAUCUGAGGUUAAUCAGGAAAAGGAAGUUGCAUCGCCUUUUCAAAUCCACUCGAGUGUAUUGGAAUCCGUUUUCAGUACUAACUUGGAUGGUAAAGAUGCUUUAUUAGAUCAUACUCCUAUGUUUGAUGAAUUAGAUUUCAUCAUGGAUGGUGCCAAGGUCAAUUCCAAGGAAGAUUGGGUCGCUCUCUUUGGCGGCGAUGGAAAUGGAGAUGAAGGAGAUGCCAUGUUUCCCACUGCUGAAGGUGAGGGUGAGGGUGAAUUUGGUCCAAUUCUUUCCUUGGAUGACGGUGCUACCGCUGGUGCUGCUGUAUGCGAUGAAGAUUCAAUUGUUCCACAUGACGAAGUCUUGGAGGCUUUGUUGAUUGAACCAUCUCCAAACGGAUUAUCCGAUGAUACCAUUUCUGCAGCUACUACUUCAGCAUCCAGUCCUGAUUUAAUUAGCACUGUUGCUACUAGUGUUGCCCCUUCAACUUCACACAAGAGAUCAUUCAGAGAAGUCGACUCUUUUUCUGCUGGUGACUAUGACGACAGAGCUAAAAGAUCAACUCAUCAUCAUCACCAAUCACAGUUGUUCACUCCUAACCCAUCAUCUACUUUACCUACACCUCAAUUGGACAUGAAGAAACCAGGAUCUACCAAGAAGGUUAAAGUUGAUCAUUUGGGAUGCGUCACCUAUUCCAAAAAACAAAGAUCACAAACUUUGGAACCGAUAUCUUUUGAUGGUAUUCAAGAUUCUGCAGCUUUGAAAAGAGCCAAGAAUACUGAAGCUGCAAGAAGAUCAAGGGCGAGAAAAAUGGAAAGAAUGGCACAAUUGGAAGAAAAAGUCGAAGAUUUGAUGAAUGAAAAUUCUAAAAUGUGUGAUGAAGUUGAACGAUUAAAGGCUUUACUUGGAGCUAACGGAAUUGCUUAUUAA